Molecule: messenger RNA, 852 nt
Organism: Acanthosepion pharaonis
Lineage: Eukaryota; Metazoa; Mollusca; Cephalopoda; Sepiida; Sepiidae
Source: the annotation of a GenBank genome assembly
AUGGAAUAUCAUAGUAACGGGAUAAUAUUGUCGUCCGUCCGGAUUCUUAGACGAAGAUCACUCCGUCAGACGGCAUCAGCUGCAGUGGAAAUCUUAACAAUCUAUCUAUCUAUCUAUCUAUCUAUCUAUCUAUCUGUAGAUAGGCCUCACCAGCGGGGCCAGCCGUAUACUUCUCCCCCCUCCAAUAUCCACCCGAUAACAAUUUGCAUCAUCUGUGUUCGCUGGCGGGCGUUGGCGAUGUUGUGGAAAGAGCACGUGCGCUCCUGGUUCGUUUUUCCCCGCCUUUGCCGCGACAAUGUGCUGGAAAAUAAUCUAUACACACAACUAUUUCUCGUUUAUUCGCUCCUUCAUUUGCUCACGCUUGCGUUUUAUUUCUUCCUCAUUCUUUUCCCCUAUUUACCUUCAAUAAAUUUAUAUUCUUCUUUACUCAUUAUCCAUAUCGAUCAUAUUUAUUCUCGUUUUCAUUCAUUGUGUCUGUUUAUAUCUCUCAUUCUCUUUUUCUUUCCCUUCCCUUUCAUUCUCUCUAAUAUUGACUCUCUUUUCCCCGCAUUCUUUCUUUCUUUCUUUCUUUCUUUCUUUCUUUCUUUCUUCUACUCCUCAUUUUCUAUUCAUUCUAUUUAUCUAACAUUCUCUUUCUUACUAAUACUUUCUCAUAUUCGUUAUGUUUCUCUACCAUUUUCUUUAACUUCAUCCCUUUUCUUUCUCAAUCUUUAUCCUAUUCUUUCUUUUAUCUUUCAUUAUUUAUUAGAUUACUCAUCUACUUCAAUUUCCCUUUCUUUUUCACUCUCACUUUCUUUCUCAUUCCCUAAUCCUUGGCCAUCCUUUGUGUCGCAAUUUUAUUCCUUGCAGUAA